Schistosoma rodhaini is the source of this 445-nucleotide messenger RNA. The record is from the annotation of a GenBank genome assembly. NCBI's taxonomy places the organism in Eukaryota, Metazoa, Platyhelminthes, Trematoda, Strigeidida, Schistosomatidae.
UCAGAAUAUACCGGUUAUAAGUGAUCAACCAGGAUCAAUUAUUUAUCGUGAUUGGAAUGAUGGAUUAUGUGGUUGUGGAAAUGAUAUUCAUACAUGUUGUUGUGUAUUUUUCUGUUAUUCAUGUUCAGUAUGUUUAAUGUAUCGUGAUUAUGGAGAAUGUUGUUGUGCACCAUUAAUUGUACCCGCAUCUGAAUUUGUACUGGGAACACAACAUCGUGCACGUCAAAGAAUUAAAGGUGGAAUAGCAUCAGAUUGCUGUCAGUGGAUAUGGUGUUCUUCAUGUUAUGUAUGCAGACUAAGAAGAGAUAUGAACUAUACAUUAAGCCAACUAGGCACUUUAAUUUAGGCAUCCAUGUAUUACUUACAAAUACGAUAAAUAUCUAUGUACGUAUAAACAGACACCUAAUUUCGAUUUGUAAUUUAACAUGAACAUUUCCCUAUAAAU